Messenger RNA from Loxodonta africana (African savanna elephant), 4874 nucleotides. It is a transcript of the gene PTGS2, whose product is annotated as prostaglandin-endoperoxide synthase 2. Bases 158 to 1972 code for a protein of 604 amino acids. Gene Ontology annotation, molecular function: prostaglandin-endoperoxide synthase activity; heme binding; oxidoreductase activity, acting on single donors with incorporation of molecular oxygen, incorporation of two atoms of oxygen. The transcript has 10 exons. Gene Ontology annotation, biological process: cyclooxygenase pathway; response to oxidative stress. Gene Ontology annotation, cellular component: cytoplasm; neuron projection. The record is from RefSeq and is a predicted model, not a curated record. Lineage: Eukaryota; Metazoa; Chordata; Mammalia; Proboscidea; Elephantidae.
UUCUCCGUUAGCUUCCAGUUGUCAAGGGACUUGGCGGCGAGCAUCAGGAGUACGCCCAGGGACUCCCCAAUAGCGCCUCCUCCAGCUCUGCAGCCUGGGCUCCACGGCCCUACCCUCCGCCUGCCCUGCGCCUCGCACCGUGCCCGCCGCCGCCAAGAUGCUCGCCCGCGUCCUGCUGCUGUGCGCAGCCCUGGCGCUCGGCCACGCAGCAAAUCCUUGCUGUUCCAGCCCGUGUCAAAAUCGCGGCGUAUGUAUGACCACAGGGUUUGGUCAGUACACAUGCGACUGCACUCGUACAGGAUUCUACGGGGAAAACUGUUCGACACCUGAAUUUCUGACAAGAAUAAAAAUGUUACUGAAACCCACCCCCAACACAGUGCACUACAUACUUACCCAUUUCAAGGGAGUUUGGAACAUUGUCAAUAACAUCCCCUUUCUGCGAAAUGCCAUUAUGAAAUAUGUGCUGACAUCAAGAGCACAUUUGAUUGAUAGCCCGCCGACUUAUAAUGUUCACUACGGCUAUAAAAGCUGGGAAGCCUUUUCCAACCUCUCCUAUUACACCAGAGCCCUUCCUCCUGUACCUCAUGACUGUCCUACUCCCAUGGGGGUGAAAGGAAAGAAGGAACUUCCUGAUUCGAAAGAGAUUGUGGAAAAAUUUCUUCUGAGAAGAAAGUUCAUCCCAGAUCCCCAGGGCACCAAUAUGAUGUUUACAUUCUUUGCCCAGCACUUCACCCAUCAGUUUUUCAAGACAGAUCAUAAGCGAGGACCAGGUUUCACCAAAGGAUUGGGCCAUGGGGUGGAUUUAAAUCAUGUUUAUGGUGAAACUCUGGAUAGACAGCAUAAACUGCGCCUUUUCAAGGAUGGAAAAAUGAAAUAUCAGAUAAUUGAUGGAGAGAUGUAUCCUCCCACUGUCAAAGAGACUCAGGCAGAGAUGAUCUACCCGCCUCAUGUCCCUGAACACCUGCGGUUUGCUGUGGGCCAGGAGGUCUUUGGGCUGGUGCCUGGCCUGAUGAUGUAUGCCACAAUCUGGCUUCGGGAACAUAACAGGGUGUGCGACGUGCUUAGACAGGAGCAUCCAGAAUGGGACGACGAGCAGUUGUUCCAGACAAGCAGGCUCAUACUGAUAGGAGAGACUAUUAAGAUUGUGAUUGAAGACUAUGUGCAGCACUUGAGCGGCUAUAACUUCAAACUGAAGUUUGACCCCGAGCUGCUUUUCAACCAAGAAUUCCAGUACCAAAACCGUAUUGCUGCUGAAUUUAACACACUCUACCACUGGCACCCUCUUCUACCUGACGCCUUUCAAAUUGAUAACCAGGAGUACAGCUAUCAACAGUUUAUCUACAACAACUCUAUAUUACUGGAGCAUGGACUUACCCAGUUUGUUGAAUCAUUCACCAGGCAAAUUGCUGGCAGGGUUGCCGGUGGCAGGAAUGUUGCACCUGCAGUACAAAAAGUAGCACAGGCAUCUAUUGAUCAGAGCAGAGAGAUGAAGUACCAGUCUGUCAAUGAGUACCGCAAACGCUUCCGGAUGAGACCCUUUACGUCAUUUGAAGACCUUACCGGAGAGAAAGAAAUGGCUGCAGAGUUAGAGGAGCUCUAUGGUGACAUUGAUGCUAUGGAACUCUAUCCUGCCCUUCUGGUAGAAAAGCCUCGUCCAGAUGCCAUCUUCGGUGAGACCAUGGUAGAACUGGGAGCACCAUUCUCCUUGAAAGGACUCAUGGGUAAUACUAUAUGUUCUCCUAACUACUGGAAGCCUAGCACUUUUGGUGGAGAAGUAGGCUUUAAAAUCAUCAACACAGCCUCAAUCCAGUCUCUCAUCUGCAAUAACGUGAAGGGCUGUCCCUACACCGCAUUCAGUGUUCCAGAUUCACAGCUCAGCAAACCAGCCGUCAUUAAUGCAAGCUCAUCCCACUCCAGGCUGGAUGAUAUCAACCCUGGAGUACUGCUAAAAGAACGUUCAACUGAACUAUAAAAGUCUACUGACCUUAUUUAUUUAUUUAUAUGAAGUAUUUCCUCUAACUUAAUUAUUUAAUAAUAUUUAUGUUACACUCCUCAUGUUACAUCUGUAACAGGAAGCAGUUCUCCUGUUGCAGAGAAAGGGAUCAUACUUGUGAAGCUUUUUGUGUGUUACUGCUUUGAAGACGUAUUUUCUUCAUGAUAAAGGGGAAGACAGUUUGUGUUAUAAUAAGAACAAAAGCAGAAACAAUAAGAACAAAAACAUACAAGAACACUUAAAAACCAAAUGCUGUUAACAAGAUGGCAAAAUGCUGGAAGUUUCUGCACUGUUGAUAUUGCCAGUGUAUCUUCCAUGUUGCAUCAGAAGCAACUCAAAUUUUGGAAUACUGAAGUGGUUCUAGACAUUUUAUCUGUUAUCAGACAAACAAACAAAGGCACAAAUGCAUUUUUAAAUGCAUUUCUAAAUUACACUAGCGAUAAUCUCAGGUCAGUUUUUUUUAAAGCAGCAUUGAAACAACUUAAAAUUGGCUUUGAGAAUGUAACAGAGGAUGUGCAUAAACAGGAGCGCUCUGUUUAAAAAUGCGUCGCAGGGUAGAAUCACUUUUAAAAGCUUGUUUUAUUUCCUGUACUAAAGUAUAGGAAAUAAACUUGUACUUCCAUCAAUAGAAGCUGUCACAAAUUUAAAUCUAUAAAAUCAGUGCAAAUUAGUGAUUAAAACAUUGCUUAAGAGAGAAAAUCUACUUAAUGUUAUUGUUAUACCUUCCUCUGAAUAUCAAAAUGCCAGAUGUAUUAGGUGGUGGAGCCACUGCGGGCAUAUCUUCAAUUAAAAUAAGAACAUUUAAGAGAUUCCAGAAUUUGUUUAUAUGGCUAAUAUCAAACAAAAUCUAUAGCAGCCAAAAAAUCCUAUGUUUAAAACAGACAAUAGCAAAGAAAACCAAAGUAUAGUUCAACUUUGCGUUUAAACUCUUGAGGGACAGACUUCUGUUACUGAGUACUGCAGGCCUGGUGCUCAGGAGAUUUUGCUGUGAGGUUACUGAAUUACUGAGCUGGUCUUAGGUUACAGUUUGUUUUCUCAGAUUUACUAUUGCACAGUAUGACUUAGCAGUCCAUGGUACAGUGCAAAAAGGUAGCAAAGGCCUCAUAGAAUGCCUCUGAAAAAUCCGUAAAUUCAUUUCACACAUUAAUUUAUUGGAUUCUUGACUAAGCCAACUCAGUAUGUACGUUUGAAUCAAGCCGGAUAACCUGCAUGCUGCUCCGUUGAUUCACUUUCAGCCAUUUUGCUGAGAGAAACUCUGUUCUGGUCAUUUUACCUCUUCUAUUUUGUUUUCAUAGUUUUAAGAUCUGAGUUAGUCUGUCUUUGGACUCUUGGCCUAUAUUUUCUUACCUAAACUUUUGCAAGUUUUCAGGGAAAUCUCAGCUCAGGACUACUAUUUAAGGCCUCUUAAGAUAAUUAAGUCCCUGGGUAGUGCAAACAGUUAACCCACUUAGCUGCUAACUGAAAGGUUGGAGGUUUGAGUCUACCCAGAGGUGCUUCAGAAGAAAAGCCUGGUGAUCUGCUUCCAAAAAAUCAGCUCUUGAAAACCCUGUGGAGCAAAGUUCUACUCUGGCACACGUGGUCACCGUGAGUUGGAAUCAACUCGAUGGCAAUUAGUUUUUUGGUUAAGAUGACUUAAAAAAAAAAAAAAAAAAAAAGAAGCUCUUAAGAAGACGGAGCAUGAGCUUACUUUAAGGGAAAGACAGAGAAUGUUGCUUAUAAUUCAGCUAUCUGUAACCAAAGAGGUUAGUGUCUUAGAAAGAACUGUAGGGAUUCUGUACAGAAGGAAGUUACAUUCCUAUUCUAAAGAAUGCCCUUUCUUGUUUAAAAAAAAAAAAUUCCUGAACAGCUGCCAGCAAGGUGAUACUUCUUCUUUUCCACAUCUCAUUGUCAGCUGACAUUUUUCUGGUACUGUAUAUUAUUUAAUUUAUUGAUGAUUAUUAUUUAUGUUUUAUUAGGAUGUUUAUGUUAUAAACUUGGUUUAAGCCUGCAAUCGUUGAUUUUUUUUCAUUAUGUCAGAAUCAAUAUUUCUUAUUUUGAGUUACCUCUCUAAAUUAUUAUGGAAACAUAAAAUGAUUAGAUUAAGAUUUGUGAAUAAAUUAUACUGUAGCCCAACUACAGUAUAAUGAAACAGCUAAGGUUAGAAUUCAUGUUGUUAGGGUUUACCUACACACCAGCCCACAGAGAACAUUGUCUCUCACUAGCCUGGAUGUGCCGUGAUACUGACCUUAUAGUACUGACCUUUUAUGCAUUCUUUGAAGAACCUGUGGGUGCUUCACUAAUUCAUUCAACCAUAAUUUAUUAAGAAAAUAUUCUGUACAAAGUACUGUGGGUUUUAAUAUUUUUAAAUCAGGCACUAUUACAGAUAAUAUAGUGUUUGUGUAAAUAACUGAAAAAAAAGUGUCUCUGGAAAGUAGGAGAAAUGAGACAAGUGUCAUUAGAGAAAUAACUCAGGGGAAUUUUUCUUUAAGAUUAUAUGCUUAAAAGGUUUCAUGUUAAAAAAGAAAUAGUCACUGUUAGAAGUACACGUAUAAAAAAUUGUUUAACUUCACUAAUGUUUGCAAAAGAAAACUUGAUUUGUUUUUCACAUCCACCUGCUGACUGAUCCUGAGUAUUGGGGAUCUGUAUGUGAAUGUUUUAGCGCCUCAGACAAAUGUAUAUUUAAAUUAACUUAUGUAAAAAGGAAGCCUGGAAAUAAAUGUCUGUUUAUUUUUGUACUAUUUAAGAACCGAAAAAUCUCUUCUGAAAAUCAAUUUUAAUUGUCUCUACAUAUCUUUGACAUGUAAUUUCUUUAUAUACUUUGUCCUUAAAGUAAACCACUGACUUGUGUUCUCCUACCUAUUCAAAACUAUACUGGCACUUAAUAAAAUGGUUCUAUCCUCAA